Rotaria socialis is the source of this 1107-nucleotide messenger RNA. The record is from the annotation of a GenBank genome assembly. NCBI's taxonomy places the organism in Eukaryota, Metazoa, Rotifera, Eurotatoria, Philodinida, Philodinidae.
AUGUCGACUACAGAUAAAAGCCCGAAAGAGCUCAUGGAAUAUCGAACUUUAGGCCGAACAGGUCUUAAAGUUAGUUUAUUAUCAUAUGGAGCAUGGGUUACAUUUGGUGAACAACUUGAUAUAAAUGAAGCAUAUAAUUGUAUGAAAUUUGCUUAUGAUAAUGGUUGUAAUUUUUUUGAUAAUGCCGAAGUAUAUACUGGUGGUAAGGCUGAAACAGUUAUGGGUCAAAUACUUAAAAGAAUGUUCGAACAAGAUGGUAUUCAGCGAAGCGAUUUAGUAAUAUCUACGAAGAUUUUUUGGGGUACACCGUAUUAUCACAAAGAAGUUAAUAAAGCAAAUCUAAAAGGCUUAUCACGCAAACGAAUAAUUGAAGGCACACGCGGAAGUUUGAAACGGCUAGAUCUUGAAUAUGUUGAUAUUAUUUUUGCACAUCGUCCUGAUGCACACACACCAAUGGAUGAAAUCGUUCGAGCAUUCAAUUGGAUUAUUGAUCAAGGUUAUGCUUUCUAUUGGGGAACAUCAGAAUGGUCGUCUGAAGAAAUUCAAGAAGCAUGGCAAAUUGCAGACAAAUUAAAUUUAAUAGGGCCAUGUGCUGAACAACCACAAUAUAAUAUGCUACAUCGUACUCGAUUUGAAGUUGAAUAUGCUCGCCUUUAUAAACCUCCCAUUGGUUAUGGUACAACUAUAUGGUCACCAUUAGCAUCGGGUCUUUUGACAGGAAAAUAUGCCAAUAAACAAUUUGAAGGUGGUAAUAAUCGUUUAGGUUUGACAGGAAAUUUAUCAUGGCUUCGACAACAAUUUGAAUCUGGUGACGGUCUUAAUGGUCUUGAAGAAAAAAAUGUUGAUCGUAUAUUAGGAAUAGUUGAAAACUUAAGGCCAAUCGCUGAAAAACUAGGUGCGACAUUAGCACAAUUAGCUCUUGCAUGGGCGGCUAAAAAUCCUAAUGUAAGCACAGUAAUUACUGGUGCAAGUCGUUCAAGUCAAGUAACAGAAAAUUUCAAAGCAUUAACAAUUCUGCCAAAAUUAACACCUGAUAUUAUGGAAGAAAUAGAACAAGUUUUAAAAAAUCAGCCAAAACAACCCAGAGAUUGGAGAUUGAUGAACUAA